Molecule: messenger RNA, 6842 nt
Organism: Microtus oregoni (creeping vole)
Lineage: Eukaryota; Metazoa; Chordata; Mammalia; Rodentia; Cricetidae
Gene: Mn1
Product: MN1 proto-oncogene, transcriptional regulator
Exons: 3
Coding region: 653-4573 (1306 amino acids)
Biological process (GO): regulation of DNA-templated transcription
Source: RefSeq, a predicted model, not a curated record
CGCUGAGCGGGAGCCCGGACCUCGCAACGCCCCUCCCGUCCCGCGCGCCCAGCUCGCUCACGCGCGGCCCCUUCCUGGGUCCGAAGGGACCCGCGGAGCGCGGAGGCGGGAACCGCAGCCUCGGAACCACCGACCCCACGCCUUCCCGCCCGCGCGCGGUCACAGACGCCCGCGAACUCGCGCGGCGACUGGCGGACGAGCCCGAGCCGCGGAGCCGCGCGUUUCCCGCAGCCUACGAUCCCGCUCCGGCGCCCGCAUCUCCUGCCGCGGGGCCAGCACCGGCGAUGAGGAGUGGAGCCGCCUGUCUUCCGAGCCGCUGAAACAUUCGUCGCCGAUCGCCUGGAGGUCUCCUCUCCGCAUACCCACUCGUGCCAUCCGCCCGGGGCAUGGGCCCCCCGACAAGGCUCCAGGAGGCACCCCGGCCUCGCAAGAUGUGAGAGGCCCGCUUGGGUAGAUUUCGAGGUUCCGGAGAGCAGCGGAGAGCUCCCAGCCAGCGCCCGCGCGCCCGGCGGGGUGGCGGUGAGCGCUGCGCCUCGCCCGGGUGAGAACGUCCGGGAGCGCCGGAGCCGGCCUGAAGCGAGUAGCUGGCCCGAGGCGCGCCGCGGAGCAGGCUGUCAUGCCCUAUUGAUCCCCCCCCCGCCCCCAGCCAAGUAUGUUUGGGCUGGACCAGUUCGAGCCCCAGAUCAACAGCCGGCACGCUGGCCAGGGCGAGGGGAACUUUAACGAAGCCGGACUGAGUAUGAACGCCCACUUUAAGGCUCCUUCUUUCCACACCGGGCCCCCUCCUGGCCCUGUGGACCCUGCCAUAAGCGCUCUGGGUGAACCCCCUAUCUUGGGGUUGAACAUGGAGCCCUACGGCUUUCACGCGCGCGGCCACUCAGAGCUGCACGCAGGGGGGCUGCAGGCGCAGCCUGUGCACGGCUUCUUCGGUGGUCAGCAGCCUCACCAUAGCCACCCCGGAGGCCACCACCCCCACCAGCAUCACCCCCACUUCGGGGGCAACUUCGGUGGUCCGGACCCAGGUGCCUCGUGUCUGCACGGGGGCCGGCUUCUUGGCUACGGAGGUGCAGCGAGCGGCCUGGGCAGCCAGCCGCCUUUCGCAGAGAGUUAUGAGCACAUGGCGGAGAGCCAGGGGCCGGAGGGCUUCGGCCCGCAGCGGCCAGGAAACCUCCCGGAUUUCCACAGUUCGGGCACUUCGGGCCACGCCGUGCCUGCCCCGUGCCUGCCGCUGGACCAGAGCCCUAACCGGGCUGCUUCUUUCCACGGCCUGCCGGCCUCCAGCGGCUCGGAUUCUCACAGUCUGGAGCCCCGGAGGGUGACGAACCAAGGAGCUGUAGAUUCGCUGGAAUACAAUUACCCGGGCGAGCCGCCCUCAGGACAUUUUGACAUGUUUUCGCCCUCCGACUCCGAAGGACAGCUGCCACAUUACGCGGCGGGUCGACAGGUUCCCGGGGGCGCUUUCCCGGGUGCUUCGGCCAUGCCCAGAGCCGCAGGCUUGGUAGGUUUGUCCAAAAUGCACGGCCAGCCACCGCAGCCACCACCACAACAGCAGCAACCUCAGCACGGAGUGUUCUUCGAGAGGUUUGGCGGGGCCCGAAAGAUGCCUGUGAGUCUGGAGCCUGCAGUGGGCUCCCGGCACCCAUUAAUGCAGCCUCCCCAGCAGGCCCCACCAUCCUCGCAGCAGCAGCCCCCCCAGCAGCAGCCGCCACCACCCGGGCUUCUGGUCCGACAGAAUUCUUGCCCUCCUGCUCUCCCGCGGCCCCAGCAGGGCGAGGCUGGCACACCCAGCGGCGGCCUGCAGGACGGGGGCCCCAUGCUGCCCAGCCAGCACGCUCAGUUUGAGUACCCCAUCCACCGGCUAGAGAACCGGAGCAUGCACCCAUAUUCUGAGCCUGUUUUCAGCAUGCAGCAUCCCCCUCCUCAGCAGGCGCCCAACCAGAGGCUGCAGCAUUUCGAUGCGCCCCCCUACAUGAACGUGGCCAAGAGGCCUCGCUUUGACUUCCCGGGCAGCGCAGGCGUGGACCGUUGCACCUCGUGGAAUGGUAGCAUGCAUAACGGCGCCCUGGACAACCAACUUUCUCCCUCUGCCUACCCAGGCCUCCCAGGCGAGUUCACACCGCCUGUGCCGGACAGCUUCACCUCGGGACCGCCCUUGCAACACCCGGGUCCGGAACACCAGUCUCUGCAGCAGCAGCAGCAGCAGCAACAACAGCAGCAGCAUCAGCAGCAGCAACAGCAGCAGCAGCAACAGCAGCAGCAGCAACAACAACAACAACAACGCCAGAAUGCGGCCCUCAUAAUUAAACAGAUGGCGUCUCGGAACCAGCAGCAACGGUUGCGACAGCCCAACCUGGCCCAGCUAGGUCAUCCUGGGGACGUAGGCCCAGGUAGCCUGGUCCACGGAGGUUCGAUGAGCGGCUUGGCUCAGACGAACUUUGAACGAGAAGGCAGCAGCACGAGUGCGGGGCGUCUGGGCGGCUUCGAGCAGCAGGCGUCCCACCUGGCACAAGAGAGUGCAUGGUUUCCCGGUCCACACCCGCCGGGAGACCUGCUGCCCCGGAGGAUGGGCGGUGCGGGGUUGCCGGCAGACUGCGGCCCGCACGACCCUGGCCUAGCGCCUCCCCCUGCCCCGGGUGGUUCAGGGGUGCUAUUUCGAGGCUCUCUGCAGGAGCCUCUGAGGAUGCCGGGGGAAGGCCACGUGCCCGCUCUGGCUUCGCCGGGGCUGCAGUUUGGGGGCAGCUUGGCUAGUUUAGGCCAGUUGCAGUCGCCUGGGGCUGGUGUGGGACUGCCCAAUGCUCCGUCUGAGCGGCGGCCCCCGCCUCCAGAUUUUCCUGCGCCAGCUCUCGGGGGCCAGCCCGGCUUUCCAUUUGGCUCAGGGAGCCGGCAGGCCACCCCGCACAGCGCUCCAGGCGUGAACUCGCCCCCGAGUGCGGGCGCCGGUAGCAAUAGCUCGGGCUCUGGCGGGGGACCUUAUCCGCCGCAGCCGGAUUUCCAGCCCAGCCAGCGCAACUCGGCCAGUAAACUGGGCGCGCUGUCGUUGGGGUCCUUCAACAAACCCAGCUCCAAGGACAACCUGUUCGGCCAGAGCUGCCUAGCUGCGCUCUCCACUGCUUGCCAGAACAUGAUCGCCAGCCUGGGUGCUCCCAAUCUCAACGUUACUUUCAACAAGAAGAACCCACCCGAAGGGAAAAGGAAACUGAGCCAGAACGAGCCCGACAGCGCGGCUGCGGCCGGCAACCCGGGCUCGGAUUACUUCCCUGGAGGGACUACUGGGGCCCCUGGACCCGGAGGCCCUUCCGGGACCGGUAGUGGCGGUUCCAAAUCCUCAGGACCGCCAAACCCACCCAUCCAGGGUGAUGGCACCAAUCUCUCCCCCAACUAUACCCUGGAAUCAACAUCGGGGAACGAUGGCAAGCCUGGACCUGGGGGCGGUGGCCGGGGAAGGGGACGCAGAAAAAGGGACAGUGGUCACGUGAGCCCCGGGACCUUCUUUGACAAGUACUCUGCAGCUCCUGACAGUGGAGGAGCACCAGGGGUGAGCCCCGGGCAACAGCAGGCUCCUAGCUCAGCGGCUGCGGCAAGCUCUUUGAACGAGGCCCGCGGGCCCACGCCCCACGAGAAGGCCCUCACGUCACCGUCGUGGGGAAAGGGAGCCGAGUUGCUCCUUGCGGACCAGCCGGACCUCAUGGUGUCCCUGGACAGCACAGCCAAAUCGGAUGGUAAUUCCCCGCACGUGGGUGAGUUCGCCUCUGAUGAGGUGAGCACAAGUUAUGCGAACGAGGACGAAGUGUCCUCCAGUUCUGACAACACCACAGUCCUGGCCAAAGCCAGCCGAAGCCCCCUGGUGACCAGCUCACCCAAACUUCCUCUUCGAGGGGUGGGUACUGGGGAACAUGCACCGAAGGCUCCCGCGCUGGGCCUGAGUAUCCUGUCUACCUCUACCUCGACCCCUGACAGCUAUGGUGGGGGCGUGGGCACCGGCCAUCCUGGCACUCCAGGUCUGGAGCAGGUCAGGACCCCAACUAGCAGCAGCAGCAGCAGCAGUGCACCGCCGCCCGACGAGAUCCAUCCCCUGGAGAUUCUCCAGGCCCAGAUCCAGCUGCAGAGACAGCAGUUCAGCAUCUCGGAGGACCAGCCCCUGGGGCUCAGGGGUGGCAAAAAAGCUGAGUGUGCUGUAGGGGCCUCAGGAGCACAGAACGGUGACAGCGAACUGGGCAGCUGCUGCUCUGAGGCCGUCAAGAGUGCCAUGAGCACCAUCGACCUAGACUCUCUGAUGGCAGAGCACAGCACCACCUGGUACAUGCCGCCUGACAAGGCCCUGGUGGAUGGUGGAGAUGAAGACAAGACGCUGGCACCCUGGGAGAAGGCCAAGCCCCAGAACCCCAACAACAAAGAAGCCCAUGAUCUCCCCACCAACAAGGCCCCAGCCACCCAGCCUGGCAGCCACCUGCAGUGCCUGACUGUCCACUGCACAGAUGGUGACCCCAAGGCCCGCACCUCUGUACCCACGUGGCGGUCUCUGCACUCUGACAUCUCCAACCGAUUCGGGACAUUUGUGGCCGCCCUGACUUGAGCCCCUGGGAGCCCCUGCCCUACCCACUCAUGAGGGCCUCUGUGGCUGAGCAGACUCAUGUUUUUGUCUAGGUUGGUACCUGCUUAGUGGCACUCGGAAUGGAAAGGGUUCACUGAAAGGGGCUGGGGAAGGUGAUAAAGAGAACCUCAAAAGUUUAUUUUAAAGAAACUGUGUGCCAUGUCAUGACACCAGUACCAGUCCUCUGCCAACAGCAAACACUGGCUCAAGCCGUUUUCCUGCUAGAGAACCCCGUUUUCUGUACUUGGAGUGUGUUCUAGAAGGCCCUUGCCUUGUUUAAGCCCAGGCAGGGUGCACCUUUUACCCUCUUUUCUUUUUUAUUCUCUUUUAUUCUCCCCCUUCGCCUUUUCUUUCCCCUUUGCUUUGUUUAUCACUAAGAUGGAGAUCUUGGAGAGUAGUGUUCUGGAAUAUUCCCGGGGGGAGGCUGCAGGGCUGCCACAGCAUUCGCUACUCCGUCACCAGUUAGGAGACAAGACACACGAGCAGCUAGAGGAACUUCCAGGGACUGGGCUUUUUCCACUGCCUCUCUGGCCCUUAGCCUUCAGCUAGCUUCUGUUUCUCCCACUGGGGACUGUUCUUUCAGUCCCUCCUAGGUUGGGUCCCGGAUGCUGGGAUGCUGUGUCCAGCCACUUGGAGGAAGGAGUCUGCCAGGGUCACGAACUCCCUUCUCCUUUACUGACUUCACCGUUGCACACUGCCUUUUCUGGGCUGAGCAGGGUGGCCUUGUGACCCUCAGAGGGGACAGGGAAGAGGCAGUCAGUUGUCCUAGUGACUUUCUGACCCUGCUCUCCCAGGUGGCAGCCAGGGUACCUCAGCUCUCCCACCUCCUCCUGGGAGUCCAUCCCUGGGAGGAGGGAUUAAGGCAGCCACACUCAGGCUGAGACACUCUCUUUGGUCCUGCAGUUCCCACAGGGAUGAGGGGAAGGAGAAUAGAAGGAGUGGCUUCAUGAUGUCCAUUCCUGGGCCUCAUGUUCCCUUCCUGCCCUUCUGAUUCCAUUUCAUUCUGAUUUAAAAGCAGAGCCCUGCCCAGUGUGUCCCUUCAAGAGGCAGUUCUUGCUCCCAAGCAGAGAUCUCAGUGCUGAUGUGGACACCUCAGGGUGUGAUCUCCACCUGACCGACCUCUGUGCCCACUGCUGUGGGGCUGUCCGUCCCUGGGAGGGUCCGACCAGAGCCAGCUCUAGUUCAGCUCAGCCAUUCUUAUCAGUGUGUCUUCCCAGUUGCUCCUUUCUGAGCCCCCACCCCAACUUGACAGAUCCCCUUCCUUUUCUUAGCAAGAGGCCUGAAGGCUCGGGGCUCUCCAGACACCCACAUUGUUUGUGUCAAGGGACUUUCAACUGUGGGAGCCACUUGCCAAGAGCUGGCGCGCGCUCUCUUCUCUCUCUCUCUCUCUCUCUCUCUCUCUCUCUCUCUCUCGUCCUCCUCCUCCUCUUGGCUGAGAUCGGAGCCCCAGGGUCUGCACUUGUUGCCUGGGCAGUGUGGGGGGCUCAGAGGGCAGACAGAAACAGGAGACAUGGGCUGCUGAGUAGGAAGGGUCCUCUGUUCUGUGCCCAAAGCAUUGAGGGGAUGGCUUCCCCUUCCACGGGCCACAGGAGCACCCUCCAGGUUUGGGUCCAGACUCUACAUUAACUCUCAGAGUUUGCAACGUCUAGAGGUCUGAGAGCCAGUUUUUCACUCCCAAACAAGAAUGACUUCUCCUUCACUGCUCAAGGCUGGGGAACAAAUGUCCUAACGUCCAUCAACAAACUUCCCAGCAUCAGUCCACGUGCAGCUGCCAGUGUGUGGCUCAGGCCAUCUCCAACCCCGGGAGUGUCCAGUGUUUUCAUUGUCUCAUUCCCCACCACCCCAGGGUGAAGCAGCCUUAAGCAAAAGGAUGUCACAUCAUGAAAUUUGGUUUAGUAGAACGAAUAAAAGUGGAAGAAAACCACGCCCGAAGCGCGAAAGCCUGGGAACCCUGUAAUCAGUACACAGCCAACUCCAGCAGAGAAGGAAAUCGCUAUUGCACAUGUAAAAUAUGAACCCUUAACCCUGCGGUGCCGUGCGCGAGCCUGUAAGCUUUUUUGAGUCUUAAAGAAACCAUUUCUGAAAUGCUUGGUUGGAAGACAGUGACAAUAGCUCAUGAAACUGAGUGGUAUUUUUCUUUCUUUUUUAAAAAAAUAUGUAAAGUUGAGUCUUCCGUAUUCACGCAUACUGUAUAUACGUGUAUAUGUUUUGCUGAGCGGCUUAAAUAACAAUAAAUACAAUGUUAAUGGUG